UUCUCCUUCCCCGUGCAGCCCCGCUCGGUUCCCCCAAUGAGGCAGGACGCACUCCUCCUCCUGAGCCCGUCCAUGUCAUGAGACAGUCAGUAUAGUCGCUCCUGACGCCCCCGUGGACUCCUUUUCCACAGCUUUGGUUUGGUUCCAUGAAAUAAUGACAUGGUUGCAGGAGUGCACGGUUCUUCUGCUGCUGCUGCAACACUUUGUUUUCUCCCUGGCAGGCGGCCAUGAAGACUUGAACCGCUCUCUCUUUGCAGGACAAGGUGAUGCGCCUCAGUCAGGAUCCGUGAUCCAUCCAGUGAAAACCAACGCUGCCGGAGAGUUCAUCUCCCACUCUCUGUCCCACCAUUUCAAGAAUGGGCGAGUCAGGCGAGACCUGAGUGCGGUGGGACAGGUUUACUACAAGCUCAACUACACAGGUCGCGCUUUAUUGCUCAAUUUGACCGAAAACCAUCAGCUGCUUUCAAGCGACUACAUCCUGGAGCGGCGCAACGGCGACGCCAACCGGACCGAGAGUCGGCGGACGCCUGCGGAAACAUCCUGCCACCUUCUCGGCACCGUGGAGGUCUCUGGGGUGAAGGGAACUGCUGCCAUCAGCACAUGUAAUGGACUGAGAGGCUUCUUCUCCCUGCCGGAGGGACACUUUUUCAUUGAGCCGCUCCCAAAAUCUCCGAGUGAUCCCGCAGGUUCCCCAGAGCCGCACAUCAUCUUCCCGAGAGUUGUCACGGUAACGCACAGGGGAAAACGCAGCGCCGAGGGCGAACAGACACCCAGGCCGUGCGGAGUAACAGAUGGCGACUUUGUGCGGCUGGAGAGGGAGAGGGAGGAGUGGGAGUGGGAGCACGGUCCGACGCAGUCCCGCUCCCGGCGCUCGGUCAGCAGGGAGCGCUGGGUCGAGACCAUGGUGGUGGCCGAUUCCAAGCUCAUCGAAUAUCACGGCAGCGACAAUGUGGAGUCCUACAUCUUCACCAUCAUGAACAUGGUGGCGGGCAUCUUCCACGACGCCAGCAUUGGGAAUGCCAUCCACGUCCUCUUGGUUCGUCUGAUUCUACUACAGGGAGAUGAGAAAGGCCUGAAGAUCGUCCACCAUGCAGACACCACUCUGUCCAGCUUCUGUGCCUGGCAGAAGAACUUAAAUCCACAGAGUGACACACAUCCCGCCCAUCAUGACCUGGCUAUGUUGGUCACCAGGAAGGACAUCUGUGCCGGGAUGAACCAACCCUGCGAGACCUUAGGCCUGUCUCAUCUUUCUGGCAUGUGCCAACCGCACCGCAGCUGCAACAUCAACGAGGAUUCGGGCUUACCGGUGGCCUUCACCAUCGCCCACGAGAUGGGUCAUAGCUUCGGAAUCCAUCACGACGGCCAAGGGAACGACUGCGAGGUGGGAGGGAGGCACCCGUUCAUCAUGUCCAGACAGCUGAUGUACGACAGCUCGCCUCUCACUUGGUCGUCCUGCUCUAAGGACUACAUCACACGCUUCCUCGAUCGUGGAUGGGGUUUCUGUUUGGAUGAUCGUCCUUCCAAAAGAGACCUGACCACGCCUUUGGCGCGCCUCGGCGUUCGCUACACCACGCACCACCAGUGUCAGCUCCAGUACGGGCCCAAUGCCACCUUCUGCAACGAGGUGGAUAACAUUUGCCAGAUUCUUUGGUGCUCUGUGAAUGGCUCUUGUCGCUCUAAACUGGACUCGCCUAUUGAUGGGACUCGUUGUGGACCAGAGAAGUGGUGUAUCUCUGGAGAGUGUGUGAUUGUAGGUAAACUGCCUGAGACAGUGAAUGGAGGCUGGGGACAAUGGACUACUUGGUCUCAUUGCUCCAGGACUUGUGGGACUGGAGUUCAGUCAGCAGAGAGAGAAUGUAACAACCCCAAGCCAGAGUUCGGGGGGAAGUACUGCACGGGGGAGAGGAAGCGCUAUCGGACGUGUAACACAAGACCCUGCCAGAAGGAUAAUCCCACGUUUAGAGAGAUGCUGUGCAGUGAGUUUGACACUGUGCCCUACCACAACGAGCUCUACAAGUGGAUUCCUGUGGCUAACCCCUUGAACCCUUGCGAGCUGCACUGCCGGCCCGACACCGAGUAUUUUUCGGAGAAGAUGCUCGACACUGUGACUGACGGAACACCGUGCUUCAUGAACAACAACUCCAGAAACAUCUGCGUCAACGGAGUGUGCAAGGAGGUGGGCUGUGAUUAUGGCAUCGACUCAAACGCAGUGGAGGAUCGUUGCGGAGUGUGUUUGGGUGACGGCACGAGCUGCAAGACGGUCUACAAGUCCUUUGAGGAGGGAGAAGGCGUCGGGUACGUGGACGUGGGCGUGAUACCCGAGGGGGCCCGGGACAUCCUGGUGAAGGAAACUGAGGAGGCAGGUAACUUCCUGGCUCUGAGGAGACAGGGCUCGGAGGACUACUUUCUCAACGGCAACUACAUCAUCCAGUGGAAUGGGGAGUACCAGGCCGGUGGGACAACCUUCUACUAUGAACGUAGCGGGAACAUGGAGAACCUCACUGCACCUGGACCCACCAAGGAGCCAGUCGUGCUCCAGUUGUUGUUUCAGGAGAAUAACCCAGGACUCAAGUAUGAGUACACCAUUAAGAAGAGCAAAGAGACAGGAAAUGAGGUCAUCAAACCAAUUUACAGGUGGAGACACGGCGCAUGGACAGACUGCAGCACCACCUGUGGACUAGGUGAACAGCACCAGCCUGCACGCUGCUUUGAGACGGAUGUGGGCGUUGUAGACGAGUCUCUGUGUGACCCAGAGAGCCGUCCAGAAGACAGACACCGGAAAUGUAAGAACAUGGAUUGCCCUGCCAGGUGGUGGGUUGGAGGCUGGCAGCAGUGUACGGCCGCCUGUGGAUCGGAAGGCUUGCGGAAGCGUACGGUGCUCUGCGUCCGCACGGUUUCGGGUGAAGAAAGGGUGCUCCAUCCUGUGGAGUGCAAGCAGCUCCUUAAACCCAAACCCGUUAUACCAUGCAACAGAGAUGUACCCUGUGGACAGGACUGGGUUGUUGGACUCUGGGAAAACUGUCCAGUCACAUGUGGAGGAGGUGUCCGCUCCCGCACUGUUACAUGUGCAUUAGCACCCCCAAAAACCUGCGACCUCGCUACCAAACCACGCACCCGAUCACUGUGCGGUCUGCAGAGCUGCCCCAGCUCGAGUCUCCAGCGACGACCCGGACCGCCUCCUAAAUACCGCCGCAUUUACCCACCAAAGAGAAACACAACUAAGCCUUUCUUCCCCACCGGGGCUACCACGAGUACCUCAGCCACAGCUACAACUACCACUGCAUAUUCAACCUAUAAAAUUCCAACCCUUGAUCAUGAUAACGAUCCAAGUCAAGCAACGCCAGAAGCAGAGGAGAGAGUGGACAGUGAGGAAGGAAGCACACCCAAUGUGGUGAUGAAUGUUCCUGGUUAUGACUAUGUUACAGAAGAGAGAACACGAGAGGAGGAGGGGAUCAUUGACCUGGACGUCGGUACUACUUGGUUCAAAAAUCCUCUUAAAUCAACCACACUAGUGCCGCAUGUAAUCAUCACGCCCACUUUACAAACAAGUGGCCCUGGCAAACACACAACCACAGAAGCCACCACAUCCUCCUCCUUCACCCCACACGCUACUGCCGAGAUCAGUCAUCACACCACUCUUCGCGUCACUCCAUACAGCCCCCGGAUGCCCAGCAUUCCUCUAACUACUCCCAUGUUGAAGUCGCGUUCGGUUCCAUCCAAAACAGGCCUCCACACAACAAAAGUUCCUUCUACACCGCUCAGCACUGCAUCGUGGCCUCAUACCACAAUAAAAGUUAUUAAAACGAAGAAGCCUGCUUUGACUCCCAAGAAAAGUGUCUCUACCAAAAAAAACUCAUCCCGGUCUAACGGCAACCACUCCAAGAGCCAAAAUCAGCCGUCUCCCCACCCCACCAGAGACCCUGGAGAGCCAGUCAGCAUGGAUGUGUUCUGGCUUGUAGGAAACUGGAGUGAGUGCUCAACCACCUGUGGAAUCGGUGCAAUAUGGAGGGCAGUUACAUGCAGUUCCCAGAAGGACGAGGACUGUGCAAGCACCAAGAAACCUGAGCCUGCUCGCACCUGCCAUUUACAGCCGUGUGCCACCUGGCAAAGUGGCAGCUGGAGCAAGUGUCCAGAGAACUGUGCAGUGGUGGGAAAGCGAUACCGGGAUGUCCAAUGUGUUGAUUCCCAGAAUCAACGUCCUCUUCGGCCCUUCCACUGUCAGGCGGUGUCCAGCAAACCUGUCAGUACAUUGACUUGCCCCCACAAGGUCUGUGUGGACUGGAAUGUGUCACCCUGGGGACCGUGCUCUGGGAGCUGUGGUGAGGGAAUGCGUGAGCGGCUGGUGUACUGCCCGGUGCCUCACGGUUGUGGCGCUACACCGAGGCCAAAUAGCACAGAGUCAUGCAGCCUGAAGCCUUGCACCAACUGGAGGACAGAAGAGUGGGAGCAGUGCUCUGCGAACUGCGGAGGAGGUCAGCAGCAGCGUGACGUCAUCUGCGUGAAUAACGAGGAUUCUGGUGUAAUGCCAGACAGCCUGUGUGAGAAGAUGUCCAAACCAGAAGCUCUCCGGAAAUGCAAUAUGCAGGAAUGCCAGACCGCUUCAGGCCCGAUGUGCAGGAAAAACACAAUGUCCUCUCGCUUCUGCGACAAGCUGAAGCUGUUGGGGCGCUGCUCUCUCAGGUCGGUGCAAAGACAGUGUUGUAGCACCUGCAGAUCAUAGACGGCAACACCCUCUCUUGAUGUGCCUCCCUUCUGGAGCAACUAACUGUACUUCAUGACUACACGUGAAACUGGCCAGCGACAAGGAACAUGAAACAUUUGACAUAUGCACUGGAACCUUUGAAGUCCAACACAAUUGGUUUUGGAAUGUUGCUCGACCUAAUUAAUUUCCCCAUAAAAGCCAACGGAAAUAGAAAUACUCUACCGGUAAUGUAAUGUAAUGUAAUUCAUCCUUUGAUGACGAGUGACUAAAGCGCGUCGCACACCGAGCAACGCUGUCGAAACCGACUGAACUCUCGUGCAGUGUGCGAGUUUGGCAACUCGUUGUCGUGAGUGGCCAAACGAGUGGGCAUUUUGCACUCAGCCAUGUGGUGUACCACUUUCAUGUUUCCCGAUAACUUCCAUUUUAGGUUCUGUGGUUGUCAUCAACGGAACAUGGUUGUGUAUUAAUUAGCACUUCUGCCUCACGGUCAAGAUGUUCUGGGUUCGAAUUUCAGCUCUGGCUGUCCUGUGUGGAGUUUGAAAGUUCUUGAAAAUGGUUGGGUGGGAUUUUUCCAAGUACUCUGUCUUUGUCCAACAUUCCAAAAACAUGCAUCUUCGGUUCAUUGAGGACUCUAAAUUGUCCAUAGGUGUGAGUGUGAUUGCUUGUUUGUCUAUAUGCUCUGUGAUUGGCUAGCAACCUGUUCAGGGGUACCCCGCCUCUUGCCCAAAAUCAGCUGGGAUAGGCUUCAGCUCCCCCACGACACUAAUAAGGACAAGUACUAUCAAAAAUGGAUAGAUGGAUGGAUGGACAUGCCAUCACUGCUAUGUGGUGAUGUCACAACAAAGCCAAAGAAAAAUGCAAACACUUAAUUGGCACUUCAAAAUUCCCAAUAGAUGACCAGUACUUUAGAGGUUCCACUGUUUUUUUUUCCAUUAAGAACACUGAAUUACGUUUGCAAAUUUAAUUGUGUAAAUUGGGGUGCACGCAUAGCGAUGUUUAACAUCUGAACCGAUUUCUAAAUUGCGACAGAUCGCACGCACGACAAGGAAAAAAGUGUACGCGCUUAUUGCUCUUAUAGUGUGUGGUGUACUCGAGGUGAGCAACACAGCAGACCACACAUCACCAUAUCUCCACCGGACAAUAAUGAACUUGGUGACCACACACACAAGGAUUUGUCCUUUUGCAAUCAUAAAUAUUGAAUAGGUUUAAACAUUUACGAUUGUCCGCCGUGACCGUUUUGCGAGCAGAUCGGGACUGAAAACACAUCCCGCACCACAAUCUGGCCUUUCUUGGUUUUGAUCACAUGGGAAGGAAAAUUCUCAAAUUUGCCCUGAUUGUCAAUAUGUGUGUACCCUACUUAAUGAGGUGAUAUUGAUUGACAUCAUCAAGAGUGGACCAUGUUUUGGUCAAUUGAUCAAUGGAUGCAAUAGGUGCAAUUCGAGAGUGCCACUAUUUGACUUCCUGAUAAAUUAACUGGUGUAUACCUAUUUUUAGGAACCUACUGUCCAUCAAAGGUGCUUUGUCUUAUAGGUAGGUGACUUGUGCAAAAUAUGUUUUAUUUUAAACUGGUAAAAGCAGAAUGUAAAUAAGGAUAUUGUUUAACCUCUUUUUAAUACUGUUAAUAACAACAACAUGCUUAUUUAGUAUAGUAGUCUUAAUUGUGCUUUUCAAUGUUGUGUUGGCACUGCGGGUGAAAGGUUUCAACUCUAUUUGUAUUACGUGAACUGCAGAACUCUGUACUUGAACUGUGGUGCUCCUCUGGCGUUAAAGUGACCAAUGACAAAGAGGCGAUGCAGGUCAUCCCCUCUCAGGUCCCUCAAAGGAUGGCUACUGCAUUUCUACCUUAUUUGUACAUACCAAUGUGAGGCAUGUGGUUCUACAG
This is a messenger RNA of Phycodurus eques (leafy seadragon), 6584 nucleotides long. RefSeq names its product ADAM metallopeptidase with thrombospondin type 1 motif, 12 (gene adamts12). Gene Ontology annotation, molecular function: metalloendopeptidase activity. Gene Ontology annotation, cellular component: extracellular matrix. The record is from RefSeq and is a predicted model, not a curated record. The transcript is spliced from 24 exons. NCBI's taxonomy places the organism in Eukaryota, Metazoa, Chordata, Actinopteri, Syngnathiformes, Syngnathidae. Gene Ontology annotation, biological process: proteolysis; extracellular matrix organization. The coding region runs from base 155 to 4720 and encodes 1521 amino acids.